Molecule: messenger RNA, 540 nt
Organism: Trichomonas vaginalis G3
Lineage: Eukaryota; Parabasalia; Trichomonadida; Trichomonadidae
Product: BspA type Leucine rich repeat region (6 copies) family
Exons: 1
Coding region: 1-540 (179 amino acids)
Source: RefSeq, a predicted model, not a curated record
AUGAUGGACACAUACGCAUCUACACAUCACCUUGUAUCUAUAAAUCCAGCAAUUGAUCCUAACUUCAGUGGUAAUCUCAUUAUUGACAAGCAUGAUGAUCAACCUAUUGUUCGUAUAUCUUUGUAUGCAUUCUAUCGGUGCAACAUCACCAAUAUCACUCUUCCAGAUUCCAUCAUUUUUAUUGGUGACUAUUCAUUUUCAUCCUCAAAGAUCGAAUCAAUCACCCUUGGGUCACAAUUAUUUCAAAUUGGUAAUGCUGCAUAUUCAGGCUCUCAAAUUAAAUUUGCAAAUUUUUCGAUAGCAAAAUUAACACGUUCUCUUGGAAAAUCUAUUUUUUAUGGAACAAUGAUAGAAGAAGUUUUGUUCCCUGACUCCAUGGAAGUUUUCGCUUUCACUUCUAUAUUAUACCGAUUUUUUGGAGAAUUUGGGUUUAUAUGUGAUAUAGAUUUUGAAUAUAAGUUAAAUAGAUAUGAUAGAACUUUAACUAUGGCAAUAAGUACAUCUUUAAUAUAUUUCUAUGCUUCAUCAUUUAAAUCUUAA